AUGACUCCGAUGGAGGCGGACGAGCGGCGGAACGGCGAUUCGACAGGUCACAAGCACCGUGCCCCGAAGAAGCCACGCCUUACUGGGUUCUUAUCCGAGUCGGAUAUUCGGUCCGAGUUCGCUCACCACCAGACCGGUGUUGCUAGAAUCAACAACGGCAGCUUCGGGUGCUGUCCCGGCUCCGUUCUCGAGGCGCAGCGUGAGUGGCAGCUUCGGUAUCUCCGUCAGCCCGACGAGUUCUACUUCAACGGUCUCCGUCGUGGAUUGCUCGCUUCUCGAACCGUUAUCAGUGGCUUAAUCAACGCCGAUGACGUCGACGAGGUCUCGCUGGUUGAUAACGCGACCACAGCUGCCGCUAUCGUUCUUCAGAAAGUGGGACGGUGUUUCUCGGAGGGGAAGUACCAGAAGGAAGACACUGUAGUGAUGUUCCACUGUGCGUUUCAGAGCGUGAAGAAGUCGAUUCAGGCUUACGUCUCGCGCGUGGGAGGCUCCACUGUUGAGGUCAGGUUACCUUUCCCUGUAAAUUCGAACGAAGAGAUAAUCUCGGCGUUUAGAAAAGGAUUAGAGAAGGGCAGGGCGAAUGGUAGAACGAUUAGGUUAGCUAUCAUUGACCAUAUAACGUCGAUGCCGUGUGUUUUGAUGCCGGUACGAGAACUGGUUAAAAUCUGCAGAGAGGAAGGCGUGGAGCAGGUAUUUGUCGAUGCGGCUCAUGCCAUCGGUAGUGUUAAAGUUGAUGUCAAAGAGAUCGGAGCUGAUUACUAUGUGAGCAACCUGCACAAGUGGUUCUUUUGCCCGCCGUCCAUCGCGUUUUUCUACUGCAAGAAACGUAGCUCCGAGUCUGAGGUUCAUCACCCUGUGGUGUCUCAUGAGUUUGGGAAUGGUUUGCCUAUAGAGAGUGCAUGGAUUGGGACUAGGGAUUACAGCUCGCAGCUCGUGGUUCCAUUUGUGAUGGAGUUUGUGAACAGGUUCGAGGGAGGGAUUGAAGGGAUAAUGGAUAGGAACCAUGAUGAAGCUGUUAGAAUGGGGUUAAUGCUAGCUAGUUCCUGGGGAACGAAUCUCGGGUCACCUCCUGAAAUGUGUGUUGGGAUGGUUAUGAUCGGUUUACCUUCGAAACUCUGCGUGAGGAGUGAUGAAGAUGCUACGAAGUUGCGGUCCUAUCUGCGGGAGCAUUAUUCAGUGGAGGUUCCGGUUUACUUCCAUGGAUUGAGGGAUGGGGAAGAAGGAGUGAAAGAUAAAGACAGUGGGCUAAUCACUGGGUAUGUUCGGAUUUCGCAUCAGGUUUAUAACAAAACAGAGGAUUAUGAGAGAUUGAGAGACGCAGUAACAGAGUUAGUCAAGGAUGAGUUGACUUGUCAAAACCUUCCUCCAUUGUCAACACAGGGUUCCGGUGUAAACAAUAAGGCGCUAGAGGCGCCACCGGAGGUAACUUUAUUGAUGAGCUUGUGGAGGAGCGGCUUGCAAUGGAAGAAGAAGAAGCUAACCUCGAGGAUGGCUGAAGAUAUGGCUAAGCCUAUUAGGUUACUAAAUUUCGUCUCGGAAGAACAGUUAGAUGAAUCGAAGAAAGAAAGAGGCGAGAGAGUUGAAGAUGGAACAUUCCAGAGAGAUAGGGCUCUCUAUGAGAUUUUGAAAGAGAACAAAGACAAGAAGGACGCUGAGUUUAACGAACGAUUCAAACAUAGACCACCCAAAGCUCUGGAUGAAGAUGAGACUGAGUUUCUGGAUAAACUCGAAAUGUCAAAGAAACAAUACGAACGGCAAUUAGCAGAUGAAGAGGAAGAACAGCUUCGUAGUUUCCAGGCGGCGGUUGCAGCACGAUCAGCAACCCUUCACGAACCAAACGAAGCAGCACUGCCACCACCAGCUCCGACCACCAAAGAACAAAAACCAACCAAGAAGAGAAACCCGGCGACUCGUCCAUUUAACACGAUCGUAAAAGUCAAGCCACAACCGAAGAAGGCUAAAGCGACAGAGGAAGAGAAGAAGGAAAUCUCAGGGAAUGCAGAACCGGCCAGCCAAAUCAACCAGACUUCUUUAGAUUCUGUGACAGCCAAUGUUACAGGUAAAUCUCCUGGAGCUCUGCAAACAGGUUUAGCCUUAGUCUCAUAUAGUGAUGAAAGUGAAGACGAUGAUUAA
Molecule: messenger RNA, 2133 nt
Organism: Thlaspi arvense
Lineage: Eukaryota; Viridiplantae; Streptophyta; Magnoliopsida; Brassicales; Brassicaceae
Source: the annotation of a GenBank genome assembly